Messenger RNA from Ictalurus punctatus (channel catfish), 1093 nucleotides. RefSeq names its product adenylate kinase 6 (gene ak6). Lineage: Eukaryota; Metazoa; Chordata; Actinopteri; Siluriformes; Ictaluridae. Gene Ontology annotation, molecular function: ATP binding; AMP kinase activity; ATP hydrolysis activity. Gene Ontology annotation, cellular component: nucleus; cytoplasm. The record is from RefSeq and is marked provisional.
GAUCCAGGAGCAGAGGAUAAUGAUGAUAGCUUGAAAACCUGAAAUAUAUUAUUGUUAUUGGUGAUACAUGAGUUUUCAUUAUUGCGUUUUGUAGAACUUUUUUAAGCUCUGUUUAGUUUGGACCUUAACAGAACCUUAAGUUUAGUAAAGUAGAAUCCUGCGAUGAGGAUCAUGAAGAAACCAAACAUCCUCCUCACAGGAACCCCGGGCGUAGGGAAGACGACACUUGGGAAGGAACUGGCUGAGAGGACCGGACUGACGUACAUCAAUGUUGGAGAUCUGGCCAAGGACGGUCAGCUGUUUGAUGGCUUCGAUGAUGAAUACCAAUGCCCUAUUCUGGAUGAAGACAGGGUUGUGGAUGAACUGGAGGACAAGAUGAUGGACGGAGGUGUGAUUGUAGACUACCACGGCUGCGACUUCUUCCCAGAGCGCUGGUUUCAAAUCGUGUUUGUCCUUCGAACGGAUAACACCAACCUCUAUAAUCGGCUCGAGAGCAGGGGAUACACAGGCAAGAAGCUGCAGGACAACGUUCAGUGCGAGAUCUUCCAGACCAUUUACGAGGAGGCCAUGGAGGCAUAUAAAGAGGAGAUCGUGCACCAGCUGUCCAGCAAUGACCCUGAUGACCUGGAGAGGAACCUGGAGCAGAUAACACAGUGGAUCGGGCAGUGGAUGAAGGACAAUAACUGAUGCAUAAACACUUAUCAUCGCACACUUACACACACACACACACACACACACACACACUGAUGGGACACACAUGCACCUUCAUGCACUAAUACGGAAUGAUUACAAAAGAUUAUGUUUCUCAGAGCACUCAUGCACCCAAAACAACUCAUGCAAAGAGGAGGAGACUAAUCAAAAUGCACCAUUCUGUAGUGAGACACAGUACACUCUUAGAGGAAAACAAAAUGGCUUUUCAAAGUAUACAUGAGGGUUCUAGUCUUAGAAAAACACUGUUGUAUGGUUCUAUAUAGAAACUUCAUGGCUUCCCUACUUGAAAGACUUGCUGAGGAACUUAAUAGUGUGUACUGAAUAUAACCGGAAAUUUUACAGUCUAUUUUACAAAUUUAUCCACAAAAUAAAUCAAUUCCAA